UUAUAAGUUUUUCUCAGGAGAAGGCGAUGAUUUACAGUAUGAUAAGCUGCUGACAGGUCUACGAAGACAGCUCCUGUAUUCUGUUGCUUUUCAAAACCAUCUUCUAUGUGCUGAGUCAGGUUCAACACUUGGAUGUGCCAACAUUUAUAAUGUGCCAGAAGUAGAAUGUGCAAUCAGUAAGGUCCUAUUUGUAUUUUGACAAACCCGCCCUUCGCUGGUUACUUGAAAUUUGAUAUUUCCAAUUUAUAAAAGGAGAAGUAGUGGCUAACAAAAACAGAUCACCGAAUAGAUUUUUUUCUUCUUUCUCUGCCAGCAUUAUCAGAGAACCUUUUCUUAAGGGAAAAAAAAGAUACAACUGACAAAGACUACAGUGAAGAAGGAUGACUUCUACGGAAGACUCGGAAAUUCUUAAAACGCUAUUUCAGUAUCAGAAUGGAUUUCUCAUAUCAAAAAUUAUGUUUACUGCUGCUGAGCUGGGAGUAUUUGAUCUGCUGAGGGAAUCAGAAGAACCCCUGACCGCCGAGGCUAUUGCUGAAGGCCUGGGAACCAGUCACAUAGGAAUGCAAAGGCUGCUGGAAGCCUGUGUGGGUUUGAAACUGCUGAGAAUGGAAAUGAGGGAUAACAAAGGUUUUUAUGGAAACACAGCCCUUGCUGAUCUCUAUCUUGCUAAAUCAAGCCCAAAGUCUCAGUAUUCUGACAUGAAGUUCGAUUCUGAACUAUACUAUCCCAGUUUUCAAUACUUGGCAGACGCUGUAAGGGAAGGAAAAAAUCAGAUCACAUCAAUAUAUGAGUCUCCAAUGAAAGAUUUUUUCCAGGCUAUUUAUAGGUCAGAGGAAGGGAUACAACUAUAUUUUGGUGCUUUGAAAAAUUCUUGGAUUCUGUAUUGUAGAGAAAUGAUAUCUGAGUUUGAUCUUUCUCAGUUUCAUCAUAUUUGUGAUCUGGGAGGAGGAAGUGGCAUCUUCGCCGAAGAACAUAUUUUGUCAUACCCAAAUUCUUCUGUGACCAUUUUUGAUCUACCAGAAGUAGUGGAAAAAGCAAAAAAGAAUUUUGUAGCCUUAGAAGAAAGCCAGAUUUCAUUCCAGGGAGGGGAUUUUUUUAAAGAUUCUGUUCCUGAGGCUGACUUGUAUAUUCUAUCAAGAAUCUUGCACUUAUGGGAUGAUGAAAAGUGCAUGCAACUGCUAACGAAACUGUACAAAGCCUGCAAGCCUGGUGGUGGAGUUUUAGUAAUUGAACCUGUUCUUGAUGAGGAAAGAGUCAAAUACUUUGGCGCUCAUUUUGCUUCCAUAAAGCUGCUCGUCCAUACUGAUGGGAAAACCCGGACUCCAUCAGAGCACAAAGCACUCCUCACUGCAGCUGGCUUCAAGGAGAUUCAAGCAAAACAUGGAAGUGUGUAUGGUGCCCUUUUGGGACGAAAAUAAUGACACCCUUGUUCUUUCUUUUCCAACGUCUAAAGGAAAUUGGGAUAAUAAAGCUCAGUUCACCUUC
Molecule: messenger RNA, 1485 nt
Organism: Anolis carolinensis (green anole)
Lineage: Eukaryota; Metazoa; Chordata; Lepidosauria; Squamata; Anolidae
Product: acetylserotonin O-methyltransferase
Exons: 9
Coding region: 381-1418 (345 amino acids)
Biological process (GO): melatonin biosynthetic process; methylation
Molecular function (GO): acetylserotonin O-methyltransferase activity
Source: RefSeq, a predicted model, not a curated record